This is a messenger RNA of Dioscorea cayenensis subsp. rotundata (Guinea yam), 820 nucleotides long. RefSeq names its product 60S ribosomal protein L18a-like. NCBI's taxonomy places the organism in Eukaryota, Viridiplantae, Streptophyta, Magnoliopsida, Dioscoreales, Dioscoreaceae. Gene Ontology annotation, biological process: translation. Gene Ontology annotation, molecular function: structural constituent of ribosome. The record is from RefSeq and is a predicted model, not a curated record. Gene Ontology annotation, cellular component: cytosolic large ribosomal subunit; ribosome.
UUCACAUGAUGGCAUUUUCGUAAUUUUUCGGAAGAAUUCGACGCUAGGGUUUCUUUCAACCCUCGUCCAUUUUAAAAGCGCGGGACUUCGGUGCGGCGGACGGAGCUCUGAACUUUUGUCGCCCUCUGACUCCGAUCGAUGGGGGUUUUCAGGUUCCAUCAGUUCCAGGUCGUGGGCAGAGCUCUCCCCACUUCAUCUGAUGAGCACCCAAAGAUUUUCCGCAUGAAGCUUUGGGCAACAAAUGAAGUCCGAGCCAAAUCAAAGUUCUGGUACUUCUUGAGGAAGUUGAAGAAGGUUAAGAAAAGCAAUGGGCAAGUGCUUGCCAUCAAUGAGAUAUUUGAGAAGUAUCCAACAAAGAUCAAGAACUAUGGUAUCUGGCUGAGGUAUCAAAGUCGAACCGGCUAUCACAACAUGUACAAGGAAUACCGAGACACAACACUCAAUGGUGCGGUCGAACAGAUGUACAAUGAAAUGGCAUCCCGGCACCGUGUCAGAUUCCCAUGCAUCCAGAUCAUCAAGACUGCCACCAUCCCGGCCAAGCUCUGCAAGCGUGAGAGCACGAAACAGUUCCAUGACUCGAAGAUCAAAUUCCCUCUCGUCUUCAGGAAAGUCCGACCCCCUACUCGGAAGCUUAAAACCACUUUCAAGGCGUCUCGCCCUAAUCUCUUCAUGUAGAUUAGGCUUACUAUAUCAAUCAUCUUUUCAUUAUGAUUCUGUUUUCUUCAUGGUGCUAGUUUUUGGAUGUUUAUCUUAAUGAAUCUUUCCUUUCUGUGCCAAGACAUGGAACAGGCUUAUUAUAUCAAUCUUUUUUUUUAAACUA